This is a messenger RNA of Sinocyclocheilus rhinocerous, 1916 nucleotides long. Its product is annotated as paralemmin-1-like. The transcript has 9 exons. Bases 331 to 1488 code for a protein of 385 amino acids. Gene Ontology annotation, cellular component: membrane. The record is from RefSeq and is a predicted model, not a curated record. Gene Ontology annotation, biological process: regulation of cell shape. NCBI's taxonomy places the organism in Eukaryota, Metazoa, Chordata, Actinopteri, Cypriniformes, Cyprinidae.
AAACAUCAUUAGACGCGCAUACAUACACAACUCAGUCAGAUCUCCGAGAAAGCGGACACUCUCGAAGAGUUCAUGAAGAGAUGUUACACUGUGAAUGUCUUUAGAGCGCGUUGACACGGACGUGGACUGUAUUUUCGGGGUUGCGCUGGUCGGAUCAUAAGGCAGAUUCAGGGGAGGGACGCCAGCAGCAGCAGCUCCCGGUCUCAUUGCUCACACACAGGGAAAAGACACAGGGCUGACACUGAUGGUGCUGCGCCUCUGAGAGAGAGAAAAAAAACCUUCACCUGGGAGAAUUCACCUGAAAUUUGAGGGAAACCGCAUUGGAACACUAUGGAGAUGUCAGAAUCAGUCUCACAGCAGGAGCGGCUCCAGGCUAUUGCAGAAAAGAGGAAAAGACAGAUAGAAAUUGAGAAUAAGAAAAGACAACUAGAGGAUGACCGACGGCAGCUUCAGCACCUCAAGUCAAAGGCACUGAGGGAAAGAUGGCUGCUGGACGGUGCGCCCUCUGCAGGACCGGAUGAAGACGAGACCACAAAACAGUUGCGGGAAGAUGAGGCCAAAACCAGAGGUCUUGAGGAGACCAUUCUGAGACUGGAGAGAGAGCUGGAGGAGCUAGAGACAGCUGUAUCUGCAACAUCCACCAAAGAGGACCUGUCAGACGCAGUACAGGAAAUCAACACCAAGACAGUCGAAAAAACGGUUGUGACAGACUCUGUAAAAGAGGUCAAAGUUCACGUCAGCCCUCGUCUGGAGAAAUCCGGAGGUGUCUCUGACAUGAUGAGAGCAGCGAUGUACUCCGUAGAGAUCACAGUUGAGAAGGACCUGGUGACGGGCAAGACCAAAGUCCUGUCCACUAACACACUGCUCCCCAAAGACCUCUCGCAGCAGGGCGUCAAGGUCUAUGAGGAUGAACAGAAAGUGGUGCAUGAGGUGCGCAGUGUGGACGGUGCAGUAACCAACGGCGUUCACCAGCUCAGCUCUUCAGAGGUGGACGAGCUUCUCCACAAGGCUGAUGAGGUGACCAUGAGCGAGAGCAGCAGCAAGACAACACCGCAACUGGAGCGAGGGCAGGCCGAGAAGGUGGAGAAGGUAGAGAAAGACGUAGUCCCAGCCACAGCCCCCAUAAAGGAGAUCACAGGUGUAGAAGCCAAACCCGCAGCCCCUCAGACAGAAGUGGGCGGGGCCAGCGCGGAGAACCCAGUUACGAUGGUUUUCAUGGGCUACCAGAGCGUUGAGGACGAGGAUGAAACAAAGAAGGUUUUGGGGCUGGAGAGCACGACUGUGAAGGCUGAGGUGGUGCUCAUCGAGGAUGGAGAUGCCAAGACUGCCACCAGUGACAGCAAGCAGGAACAGGCGCCCCCUAAUGGCAGCUCAGCAGAGCCACCGAAGGCUGAAGAGGCAGCAGGCGAGUCGGGGCAGCCAGAAGGGGGCGCUGCUGAAGUCAAAAGCAAGGAGAAACAACCCUGCAAGUGCUGCACCAUCAUGUGAGCCCAAACACGCCCUCCCAAACACGGACUUUACUGAUGAAAUGCAACAACAUGCAGAGAGAACAAUAGCAAAGCUGAAAGGAAUAAAAGUUCAGUAUCUUUUGAUAGAAGCUGUUGUUUCCUUAAUUGAUUUCUACCUGUUUUAUAUUUUUGCUAUUACUUUAUCUUUUCCCCUUGAUCCUUUCUAACCUCAUUUAAAUUUUACGCAUUUUUUGGGGAUUUAUUGUGGCUGAAAUGAAUCACAUCAUUUGCACUCCUGUGAGAGAAGCAUGACGAUUUGACCGUUUAACUGAACUGAACGGAUCACUAUCAAACAAGCCCAUUUAAUUAGCAUUUUCAUUUUUUGAAUGAUUCCAAUUUGUCACAUAAUUGUAUGUGCAUAUGUUGCGUGCACUACAAAGUAUUUUCACUUUCACCUCAAAAGAAAAC